Messenger RNA from Aspergillus heteromorphus CBS 117.55, 669 nucleotides. RefSeq lists its product as uncharacterized. Lineage: Eukaryota; Fungi; Ascomycota; Eurotiomycetes; Eurotiales; Aspergillaceae. The record is from RefSeq and is a predicted model, not a curated record. The transcript has a single exon. The coding region runs from base 99 to 314 and encodes 71 amino acids.
GCCAGCUUGACUCAUGAUGCACGAGUCGCACUCGCACUCGCCCUCGCCUCAACCCAAUUCAACACCCUAGCUAGUCCCUUCAACACUAACACUCAGGUAUGCAUACCAUCAUUCACCAUUCAUCCCUGGUCCCCAUCCCCAUUAUCGAGAUCCCAUCCCCUCUCGCAAUUCUCCAUGCAAGCUCCCCAGCCCGAACGGAAGGAGAAGAAGAAGAAGAAGAAAAAAAGAAAGAGGCAGACAGAAGCGAACCAAUCAAUCCUCCCCCACAACCGCACCAAUAUGAUGAGAACAUUUCCCAAGAACCGGUAUAUUAGGAAGAGCCGGAAGAGGUAUGGCAGGAGCCAUUGUUGCUUCCUUGUCGUCGAUGCUUAUAAUGGUUCUGCUGAAUGGUAUCCCGGUUGUGGCUUGAUUGGUUCGGUCGAUUUUUUGUUUUUUUUUUUCUUUCUUCCUCCGGGGCCCAUCCUUCAGUCUCGACUUGGGCUGGGCCCCAGAGCGCUUGGGUGGAAAUCCUGAUCCUGCUGCCUUGGCUGUCGGUUGUUUGGUUACAUAUGCUGACAAUUUUAUUAGUAUAGUACUUUCUAGGUUUGCUGGUUCUGUUGGCUGUAAUUAUUGUAAGAGAGGUACAUUGUACUGUGUGUGUGUGGAUGUGAAUGGUGGUUGUAAAAGAGU